AUGUCUGAUUGUAUUUUUAUUAGUACACUUCCAGAAUAUCUUCUUGAUCGUAAAUUAAUUAUUAACAAUAAUCAUAUUCAUUUUAUCAAUGGAUAUAAAUUAGCUAAAUCAAGUAUUAUUUUUAAAAAUCAACUAAUUAAAUUACGUCAAAUUGAAUUAAAAAAUAAUUCAUUACACUUGAAUAGUUUAUCUAAUUUAAAAUUACAACCAUUUAUUAUUCAUUAUUCAAAUAUUUAUGCAUUAGAAUGUUUAUUAUCAUUUAUACAUUGUAAUGAUGAAACACGUUAUCAAUUAUUAUAUAAUAAUAUUCAAUUAUCAACUAUUUAUUCAUUAUUAAAAGUUGGUUUAUAUUUUCAUAUAUAUGAAUUUAUUAAUUAUUGUCUUGAUAUUAUUCAAUCUAAAUUGAAUAUUGAAAAUUGUUUAAAUUUUUGGAAAAUUUCUAAAAAAAAAUUCUUUUAUAAAAAAAUAUCAAAAUUUUAUAAAAUAAUUUUUAAUUAUUUAUUAAUUCAUUUUAAUGAAAUUAAUAAAACAAAAAAAUUUUUAAAAUUAAAUUUAAUUGAAUUAAAAAUUUUAUUAAAAAAUGAUUUACUUAAUUGUUUAAAUGAAAAAUAUUUAUUUGAUAUUAUUAUAAAAUGGAUUAAUUAUAACAAAAUAGAGCGGGAAUUAUAUAUUUAUGAUUUAUUAACAUGUUUAAGAUUAGGUAGAUUAUCUAAUGAAGAUUUAAAUGAUUUAUCAAAACAUCCAAUAAUACAAAAAAUGUGGAAUUCAUGUAGUCAUUUACUAUUGAUGGCACAUUCUCCUAAUAAAGAAUUAAUACCAUAUCUUGAUGGUUCGUUAACUUCUAGAUUAGAAAAUGAAAUGGAACUUUAUACAUAUCUUCAUAAACCACGUUUUCCUCAUACUGCAAUUUUUGUAAUUGGUGGAUGGGAAGGAAAUGUAGAAUAUUCUUAUCUCGGUCCAUCUAAAGUAAUUCAAGUGUAUAAUUCACGAGCUGAUAGUUGGCGUCGUGAUAAAUUAACUCUUAAUGUUGGUCACGCCUAUUCUGGUUGUGUUUUACAUAAAACACAAAUUUACAUUAUAGGCGGUUAUGUGCCUAGUGGACCAACACAAACUCUUAAAGUUUUUGAAUUAACGAAUCUUAAAUGGAAGAUUUUAUCACCAAUGCAUGAGAAAAGAAAUUAUGUAUGUGCAUGCAGUUUGAACAAUUAUAUAUAUGCUAUCGGUGGACAUAAUGGCAAAAUUCGACUGCGCUCAGUUGAAAGGUAUGAUAUAGAACAAAAACAAUGGUUUUUUGUUUCACCAAUGCACCAAGUUCGUAGUGAUGCUGGAGCUCAUUCAUUUUCAGGGUAUAUAUAUGUUGUUGGAGGUUUCGAUGGUGAUCAUUUUCAUGACUCUGUAGAAAUGUAUGAUCCCCGUACAGAUCAAUGGUCACUAGUAGCUCCAAUGAAUAGUAUUCGAAGCGGUGUUAGUGUUAUUGUAUAUGAUCAUUAUUUGUAUGCCAUCGGUGGUAACGACGGAAGUCAAAGACUACGAACAGUAGAACGAUAUAAUCCGAAUACAAAUCGAUGGCAAAUGAUGCCUUCAAUGAUUCAUAAAAGAAGUAAUUUUUGUGUUACUACAUUAGAUGAAAUGAUAUAUGUUAUUGGAGGUUGGAGUGAUGAAACUAAUUCAACAAUCUCUUCAGUUGAACGAUGGUCUCCAAAUUCUUCUACUCAUUGGGAACCUGUUAGAGAAUUACACAUUCCAGCAAGUGCGAGUUGUUGUUGUACAGUGACUGGAAUAAAUUUAUUAUUAAACUUCAUAUAAAAGUAAAUAGAGUAUUGAAUGUUUAUGUUUAACUAUAAUCUUUUUGCAUUUGCACUUUCUACUCAUACAUACUAGUCCUAAUCAGCUAUCAUAUGUAAUAUAUGACUUGUUACAUACACAAGAUACAUAAACUCUUUGAAAAUCAUCUUUCAUAACUCCAAGUUAAUAUUUUAAGAUUCGAAAUGAUCUUUCAAAUUCAUCAAUCAUAAACAUUUCGUUUAUUACCUAAAUGAAUCACAAAUCAACUCAAGCCCGUUCGUAUAUAUGGAUAAUAAGUUAUGUAUAUCACUUCUUAACAUUAUUUUUUCUUCUUAAUUGAUAUUCAUAGAAAUAGGCAAUCACAAGUUAAUGGACAUAUGAUUGAACAUAAUGAACGAAUUCUUCUCUUUUUUAUUUAAAUGAACUAAUUUAAAUCAAAAUAUAAACAUUCAUAACUUAAAUUAAAUUUAUUUGUUUAUUUAUCUAUAACUAACUCAUCUUAAUAAAUAAUAAUGAAAUAAUGGAAUUAUUCAAUCUCCAUGUUACAAUAGG
This is a messenger RNA of Schistosoma rodhaini, 2337 nucleotides long. The record is from the annotation of a GenBank genome assembly. NCBI's taxonomy places the organism in Eukaryota, Metazoa, Platyhelminthes, Trematoda, Strigeidida, Schistosomatidae.